CACCACACCUCACCGAAAACUCAGCACAGGAAGGUCGAAGCUGCAGGCACCAUGGCGAGGCUGGCAACUGUGGUGGUGGUGGUGGUGGUAGUAAUAGCGGAAUGCAGCGAGGAGGGAGGCACUAAGCGGCUGGGACAAGAGGACUCCAAGGUAAUGCCGUGGGACACCAAGAGGCUGAACCAAGAUGAAGGCCAAGCGGACACUGGACCGAGGAGGCAGUGGGGCAGCAGACGGUUCAAUCACGACACCAAGAGAACAGGCCAAGAGGACACGAGGAGACAGAGUAAAGAGGACACCACUGACAGGAUGAACCAAGAGGAAAACAAGAGGAACAAUAGAAAACUAAGUCAAAGGGAUACUAAAGCCCUGAGCCAAGAGGAAGUUAGGGAUUUAUUCCAAGAGGACAUUAAGAGGAUGAAGAGAGACAACACCAGUAACACCAAUGGCCUCUUAAUUCAAGCCUCCACACAACACCUAUCCAGCUACAGUACAGUUGGUGGUGGAGGUGGUGGAGGUGGAGGUGGUGGUGGUGGUGGUGGUGGUGUAGGCUUUGGUGGAGCAGGUGGUAGCAGUUAUACAAGUGGAUUUGGUGGUCGGGGAACUGGUGGAGGCUCAGCAGGUGUUAAUACUGGUGGUUUUAGUGGCAGGAGUGCAGUUAGUGGUGGUGUGGGAGGCAGCUACACCAGUGGAUUUGGUAGUGGUGGUGGUGGUGGUGGUGGAGGAUACACUGGAGGCAAAGGAGGAGGAGGAGGGGGAGGAUACACUGGAGGCACAGGAGGAAGAGGAGGAGGAGGGGGUGGAGGAUACACUGGUGGCAAAGGAGGAGGAGGAGGAGGAGGAUACUUCGGAGGCGCAGGAGUGGGAGGAGACUUUGGGACCACGGGCAGCCUGGAGGAGACCAUCCCAGGGACCCCCGGCGUGGACUACCCAGCACUCUUGUCGGCGCCUCCUACGGGAUUUACUUGUGGGUCCCUCCGUGGCUAUUACGCUGACGACGCCCCGGAGGCAGGCUGUCAGGUGUUCCACGUGUGCCAGGGUGACGGGCGGCAAGACACCUUCCUGUGCCCCAUUGGAACACUCUUCAGCCAGCAGUACUUCGUGUGUGACUGGUGGUUCAACGUGGACUGUGCCGCCGCCUCCUCCUUCUACUCCCUCAACGAUGACCUCUUUACCACUUUCUUCACCUCCCCCGGCACGUCUGACGAUGUGCCUUACCUCAAGGGUCCACAGCGCCCCUCCACUGCUUACGGUGUCCCCGGGAAGUGAGCAGGCGCGGCGGUGUAAGAGUAUUUGUGUUCAGCUCAUCUGCCACCACCCUCACGCCACUCACUCACUGCAAACUAACUGCAUCUCCUCGACUUCUUUUGUUUUCCUUCGUUUGUUUUUGCUUUUCGUCUCUUACCUUCGUUCCUUUGCAUUUGUUACUCACCGUUCAAUGGAAAGGGUGUACUGUAUUAUCAAGUAUAUUUAAUUUCAUUCAAAAUUUAUGAAUAUAUUGUGAAAUGUAUCGUUCCGCUAAUAUGACAAUCUUUUAAAGUGUUUGUCCUCUGACUGAUGCUCGUUUUCUUUGCUGGUUUUCAAGAUGAACUGUUUCCUUCGCGGCAACACGUGUAUUAUUGUAUAUCGUUGUUAAGUAGAGUCUGCUGGACAGUCUUACUACUGUUAGAUUUCAUUGUUCUAGUAUUAACUCCUUCACUACCAUGACGCGUUUCUAUAUUCAUUCUGCUUACUAUUUGGUGAUUUAGUACAGCUUCAGAAACUAAUUGGAGGGAUUAAAAUAGUGAAGACUGUGACCAUUAAUCU
Messenger RNA from Portunus trituberculatus (swimming crab), 1803 nucleotides. Its product is annotated as keratin, type II cytoskeletal 1-like. Gene Ontology annotation, cellular component: extracellular region. The transcript has 4 exons. The record is from RefSeq and is a predicted model, not a curated record. Gene Ontology annotation, molecular function: chitin binding. NCBI's taxonomy places the organism in Eukaryota, Metazoa, Arthropoda, Malacostraca, Decapoda, Portunidae. The coding region runs from base 52 to 1266 and encodes 404 amino acids.